UUUUAUCCCCGAUUAUUACUACUGUUUACUCAAAAUCCCAUAUAUCUCUUCAUUCAUUUCUUCGCGCUCUCUCCCCCAGCUCACUCCUCCUCUUUCUACAUCCUUUUUUGCUUCCCCUGUUCUGUCUGUAAAUUUUUCAUUCUCUGUGUACCUUUUAUCUUCUUCAUUUUUUUUUGGUCUUUCUCUUUUUGAGAAACCCUCGACUCAUCGCUGUGCUUCAAGGCUGCACCUUCUGCGAUUGAAUCGAGGGGUUUUUUUUUUUUUUUCCCUUUUUCUUUCAAGCUUUUAAUUUAGACGUUUAUAGAAGAAUUCCUCAGUUCCUGAUUCAAGAGAGAGAGUGAGUUGUUUAUAGUAUCAUUAAAUCCAUUAUAGAAUGGUUUUGGUAUCGGCUUUAUUGGAGAUAUUUCAAGGGCCCUCCUUCUCCAUCUUGGAUGUCAUAACGCAGCUGAUGAUGUUUGCGGCUCCUCUUUGGAUUGCGGUUUUGGUUGGGGUUUUAGUGGGCUGGACAUGGAAGCCCAGGUGGGCUAAUUUCAACGGCGACUUUUCUCUUUCUGCGAGUGUUUCCUCCAGCUCCUCUACUUCCUUUUCUUCUAUACGUGGGAUGGUCGUGCAACACUUGUCAGGUUUCGUUCCGAGCUUCAAUUCGUUCAAAAUACUUCAACUGCACAGCUGCAUUCCUGGCGUCUCUGAUGAUGAUGGGUUUGACAAACACAAUCCCCCCGCUUUGCCUUCUUCUUCAAGCUCACCUCCUAGUUCAUCAAAUGUAGAAAAGUCCAGUCUUGUGAAUGAGGAUGACCUUAAGCACAUUUGCCUGCUCACUAAGGAGAAAGACGGUGGCCCUUCUUGGGUUCAGAUGAUGAAUCGGUCUAAUGAUAAUAUGAGCUACGAAGCUUGGCGGAGGGAUCCUGAGACUGGACCACCGCAGUACCGCACUAGAACUGUGUAUGAGAAUGCUACUCCCGAACUGGUGAGGGAUUUUUUUUGGGACGAUGAGUUUAGGCUCAAAUGGGAUGACAUGCUCUCACACGCUGAAACUUUGGAAGAUUGUCCUACCACUGGAACCAUGGUGGUCCAGUGGGUUCGUAAGUUUCCUUUCUUUUGUAGUGACAGAGAGUACAUCAUGGGCCGGCGGAUUUGGAGAUCGGGAAAUACAUACUAUUGCGUGACAAAGGGUGUGCCAAACUCCACUAUUCCACGCCGUCAAAAACCAAGACAUGUUGAUUUAUACUAUUCCAGUUGGUGCAUCCGUGCAGUUGAAUCCAGGAGAGGUGACCAGCUGACUGCGUGCGAGGUGUUGCUUUUUCAUCAUGAGGACAUGGGUAUCCCUUGGGAGAUUGCAAAACUUGGCGUGCGACAAGGCAUGUGGGGUGCUGUCAAAAAAAUUGACCCCGCUUUACGUGCAUAUCAGAAGCAAAGAGCAUCUGGAGUGCCACUUUCGCGCUGUGCGUUCUUGGCUCAGAUCAAUUCAAAAGUUAGCGUGGACUACCUGAGGUGGUUGGAGAGCACGAGCAGUUUGUCUGAGGUUGAAACUCUGGCUUCACCAGAGAAGCCAUCUGGGAGGAACCUGCCCAAGUACUUAGUUGUUGGUGGGGCGAUUGCCCUUGCCUGCACUCUAGACCGUGGGCUUUUGACAAAAGCAGUCAUAUUUGGAGUUGCUAGAAGGUUUGUAAAGAUGGGUAAGCAGUUGUGAUGUCGAGCCGGUGCAUGUGGAAGAUUGUUUUCUAAGGGCGUUACUGCUGCUCCUCAACGGAGGGUAUCGGACUGCGAGGGUUGUGGGGAUUCUGGGGAAGGUGUUAAACAUUCCGUGUCUGUAACAGAGCCAGAAGAACAGGUCGGGAGAAGAGAGACAGAGAAUAGGUUGCAUGGUUAAUGUUCUUUGAAAUGUCAAUACAUGCAUGGUUGAAGUAUCUGCUGAUUGCACCGGAAGUUUCACCUUCCUCCAUUGAUCCUUUCGCUUAACCUCAGCCAUUUGUUUCUACUUUUAUGUACUACUAGACAGUGUAUUUUUUGUCUCCCAAGAACAUUGCAGAAAUAAUAAUAAUAAUAAAUCUAAUCGGCCCGCAAUUGUUUUAGGUUUUUUCUC
Molecule: messenger RNA, 2083 nt
Organism: Coffea eugenioides
Lineage: Eukaryota; Viridiplantae; Streptophyta; Magnoliopsida; Gentianales; Rubiaceae
Exons: 6
Coding region: 374-1690 (438 amino acids)
Molecular function (GO): lipid binding
Source: RefSeq, a predicted model, not a curated record